This is a messenger RNA of Fusarium verticillioides 7600, 3352 nucleotides long. Its product is annotated as L-iditol 2-dehydrogenase. Gene Ontology annotation, biological process: D-sorbitol catabolic process. NCBI's taxonomy places the organism in Eukaryota, Fungi, Ascomycota, Sordariomycetes, Hypocreales, Nectriaceae. The transcript has 3 exons. Bases 1755 to 3041 code for a protein of 428 amino acids. The record is from RefSeq and is a predicted model, not a curated record. Gene Ontology annotation, molecular function: zinc ion binding; L-iditol 2-dehydrogenase (NAD+) activity.
CUGGUAUGCUCUCUUCUCUCAUCAGUCUUGUUCAGCUUGACCUACGAGCAUUGCAGAAUCAAGCAUACCUCCACUGGCCUUGACAUUCUCGCAGCAAGCCAUCCUUGGCCACCAUCAACUCUUGAGACAAAUUGAUCGCUUCUCACAUUCACUUCAUGUUCCCAGAAGUACAUACAGUACUAGUAAACGGGGGAUAUGACUCGGCCCGUUGUCUAGCCCUGCAGCCUGCGACUCAACAUAGCGCAUCCAUCCAAUGGCUGGUGGCUGACGACGGUUGGGGAACCGUUGACGACAGCUCCUGAGAGCUGGAUGGUGAUAUUCCUUUUGUCCAUUCACGCCGAUGAGACCGCUAUUUGCACGGACACUCAAGCUUGGCCAGCCUUUCUCACGUUGGGUUCCCUCUGUUCAGAGUCGAUAUCAAGCAAUGCCUUGUCUUGCCCUCAAACGCAGCCGUUGACGUUCCGGACACGUGCGUCAAUGACACUCUGUAUGUAACUGUCAUGGAUGUCUUCCACAAUCUCACUCACCGCGAUCUCGGGCUGAUUAGGGACCACACCACGAUGCUGCUUGUGCAUGGCUACGGUAGUACAAACAUAGUCCCCGGUACACCUGGCCGUCUUCCGCCGCGGAGGCAUGCAACAGUAUCUACGGCACACGUUCGUCACAAUUGAUGAUCUUGUUUCCUCUUUAGAGCGGGCACCAGUAGUGGCCAGCAUUUGCCAAACCCUCAACACUUGUGAAAGCCGUGAUGACGAAAAUACUCAUUUUCUUCUGGCAGCACGCCUUCUGGCCCCCGUCUCCUCUGUCAGCGGCAUGGUGGUUUGCUAGCCUGGACACCUUUCACCAAGCCAACUUACUGCAUACAAUGUCCUUGUUCACGAUCUUCCAGGACGACCCAGCAAGUAGACGCCGCUAUUAGACCCUUGAUAGCGUGCCCUGCGAACAAGCAUCAGGGCCCUCAGUGGCGCCCCAUCUGUGCAUGCAAGACGCCCGCCUGUUACAGGCUCGUCCGCCAAAUAUGCACCAAUUCUGCUUGGUGGUCCGGCCUCGGCCCAGGCACAUGGCGACCAUCUUGCUCUCUUGAGCAUCGGGGGCUGUCGUUCUGCCGAUACGCCAUUGCCAUCGUGCUAAAGUCCUGCAGCUAGUUAGUUUGCGAUAUGACAACACCUAGUCCUAACGGAAAGCUCCUCGUUUCCCACCGAUAGCUUGUUGCUUCCUGACUGGGCCUUCUCCCUCCCAAUUCAAACGCCUCAAGACGCCGCUCCACCUUGGCACUGAGUAUUCUGAUGAUGAGCGCACGCCCUUGCUUCUGAUUGCUCUCGACCCGGACUCCUCUGGCGAGUUGUUCCGGAGGUCACUGGCGAGGAGUGUUAUCUACUUAAGGGGUGGAAACCCGUCUUCCUUUGGCUCAUUCCUCCUCGAUCCUAACGAUACAUAGCCGCGAGCCUUUCUACCUGCCCAAACCGGCUCAAGCACUCGUGUCAAACAGCUCGAGGAUAUCGAGGCUUAUAUACUUCUAUAUCUUACACCAGUCCACUUGGCACUUGGAGCGCCUCCACGAGCUAUCCUAGGCUCUUACCCCCACGCGCUGGCCGUCUCCCACGUUUCCAUCUCACUCCACCAGCCAAUCCCCUUUGCUGUAUUUGCCCCAAACGGCAACUGAUCGAGCCAUCGCCCGACCUCAAGUCUCCAUUCUCACCAGCAUCCCACCUUUAUCCCACGCUUCGAGGCUUCAAGCGUUGUUGUUGACAGCCAUGGCCCCAGUUGCUACGGGAGAGAUCGCACCAACGCAUCUACCCGGUGGUCUAUCGAAGCCAUUGAGCAUCAGUGCCUCUGUCUUGCAUGGUCCCCGCGAUCUGAGACUGGAAACAAGGACCAUCGAGGCUCCAGCGGCAGGCGAGCUUCAAAUCGCUAUCAAGGCGACUGGCAUUUGUGGUUCAGAUGUCUCGUACUACAAGAAGUUUGCCAAUGGCGAUCUCUGUGCCUGUCACCCACUGUCACUAGGCCAUGAAUCGUCAGGGGAAGUUGUUGCCAUUGGUCCUCAAGUGAGUGGCUUCAAGCUGGGCGACCGAGUUGCUCUUGAAGUUGGUGUUGCUUGUGGAAACUGCGGCAUCUGCCGUCAAGGCCGUUAUAACCUGUGCAAAAAGUUGCGUUUCAGAAGCAGUGCCAAAACCUACCCUCACUACCAAGGCACAUUGCAAGAGAGGAUUAACCAUCCCGCUGUCUGGUGCCACAAGUUGCCCGAUAAUGUCUCCUUCGAGGCCGCCGCCCUUCUCGAGCCGCUGUCUGUAGCUAUCCAUGCGGUGAACCGUGCCAGGCCGGAACCGGGCUCCACUGCCCUUGUUAUCGGUGCCGGCACCGUUGGUCUUUUGACUGCCGCAAUGGCUCGUCAAUCAGGCUGCACAUCGGUUACAAUCACCGAUAUUGAUGCCGGCCGUGUCAACUAUGCCAUAAGCCGUGGAUUCGCAACCCAUGGCUUUGUUACCCCCCUGUCCCGCUUGAACUCUUCAAACUAUUCUUCUGGAAUCUCUACACCCGAGACUGGUAUCAUUACUCCUGCCAGCACCUUUUCAACCGCAAGCCGCUUCGAUGGAGCCAAAUCAUUGGCAGCGGAUAUCCUUGCUUCAUCAAACCCUGCGGGUACCUUUAUGCUCGAGGAGGAUGAGGAUGGUGUGGAUGUCACAUUCGAGUGCACCGGAAAGGAGGUAUGCAUGCACACGAGCUUAUAUGCCACCAAAGCUGGCGGCAAAGUAAUCAUGGUGGGCAUGGGAACUCCUAUUCAGACCCUCCCUCUCUCCGUGGCUCACCUCCGCGAGAUUGAUAUCCUGGGCGUAUUCCGGUAUUCCAACACAUAUCCCACCGGCAUUCGCCUUUUGUGUUCCCAAGCUGCGAACCCCUCUUCCUGCAGCCUACCCUCGUUGGAUGACAUGGUCACCCACCGUUUCAAGGGCCUGGAUCAGGCACAACGUGCAUUUGAGCUUGCAACACGCACCAGUGACGACGAGGGCAAACUUGUCCUGAAGAUUGUUAUUGAGGCAUAAGAUCUUCCUCAAAAUUGCCUUUUUACGACUUAUGAUUGAUACACAAAAAAGACAUCCAAAAAGCUACAUCAGUGGCGUGCUUCACGGUGGAUGUGUAAAUAGAUUCUCGUUAUGAAGAUAUCAGCAACUAUCCUGGUAGUUUGGGGGUUUAAUUGGGUUUGGUUGGAGAGAUAACAAGUAUGAUAUGAAGUGGUUUAAUGGGCUAGAAGAACGGUUUGGCAAGGAGUUCGUCCUAGCAGACAUAGUCCACGAUAUUAACAUGAACACUUGCGCCCUAUCUUGACUUGACACAUGAAGCCGGGAUAUCUCCA